Messenger RNA from Helianthus annuus (common sunflower), 2171 nucleotides. RefSeq names its product calcium-dependent protein kinase 17. The transcript has 4 exons. NCBI's taxonomy places the organism in Eukaryota, Viridiplantae, Streptophyta, Magnoliopsida, Asterales, Asteraceae. Bases 584 to 2029 code for a protein of 481 amino acids. Gene Ontology annotation, molecular function: calcium/calmodulin-dependent protein kinase activity; calmodulin binding; ATP binding. Gene Ontology annotation, biological process: peptidyl-serine phosphorylation; intracellular signal transduction; protein autophosphorylation. The record is from RefSeq and is a predicted model, not a curated record. Gene Ontology annotation, cellular component: cytoplasm; nucleus.
UUUUUCUAUUUCUUUUUAGGUUGAAUUGGCAAAGCUAAGAAGGAGCAGACAAUCAAGAGCCCACUCCAUAUGCCUCCCCCUUUCAUGGGGAGAUUUUGAAAUCCACUUCAUUCUCUCUCUCUCUCUCUCUCUCUCUCUCUCUCUCUCUCUACAGGUUUAAACCCUUCUCUCUCUCUCUUAAAAAUUAUACCUUUUUUGUAUUGGUAUGAGUUUCUUGAUCUGGGUUAUUGUUUAUCUUGAAUCUUGAAUUUUGUUAGGGCUUUUUUAAGUGGGUUUUAGUGAUUAUAUAUGUUUUUAGUAAUUUUGCUUUGUGGGUUUUGUUUCUUUCUUGUUUUUUUAUUAAAAAGUUUGAAUCUUGGUGAGUCUUUUUGAGUUUUUUGAAUAAAAAUUCAAUAAAAAUUGGUUCUUGUUAUGUUUUCAGAUCCGGGUUUCAUGUGGGGUUUCUCAGAGGUUUGAUUUAUGUAAAAUUUUUUCAUGAAUCACAUUGUAAGUUUAUCAAGAAUCAUGAAUUCUUUGACCUAAAUCAAGACUUUUAAAAAGUCAAAGUUCCCACCUUGAAAAAAAGUCAACAACUUGGGCUCCUAUGGAUGUUGCCAAGAAUGAAAAUGAAUCAUCUUCCAAACUCUGCAACUGUUACAAAGUUGAGAACUUGACAGAAACCAUAUUAAAAACCGACGAAACAUCGAAUUUAAAAGAUCGGUACAUUCUCGGAGCUCAAUUGGGAUGGGGACAGUUUGGUGUAAUCAGAGAAUGCUCGGAUAAAUUAACCGGUGAACUACUCGCUUGUAAAUCGAUUUCAAAAAACCGACUAGUGACUGAUGAAGAUGUAAGAAGCAUAAAACUCGAGAUUGAGAUAAUGACAAGGCUAUCGGGGCAUCCAAAUGUUGUCGAUCUCAAAGCAGUGUACGAGGAAGAGGGUUAUGUUCAUUUAGUUAUGGAGUUGUGUGCGGGUGGUGAGCUUUUUCAUCAGUUGGAACAACAAGGAAGGUUUUCGGAGUCGGAAGCAAGAGUUUUGUUUAGGGAGUUGAUGCAAGUAGUGAGGUUUUGUCAUGAUAAAGGUGUUGUUCAUAGAGAUUUGAAGCCCGAAAAUAUUCUUUUAGCGACGAAAGCUUCCUCGUCGCAGAUAAAGUUGGCGGAUUUUGGUCUUGCUACUUAUAUUAAGCCCGGUCAAAGGUUACAUGGAACCGUCGGGAGUCCGUUUUAUAUAGCUCCGGAGGUGCUUGCCGGCGGUUACAACCAGGCAGCCGAUGUUUGGAGUGCAGGUGUCAUUUUGUACAUUCUUCUUAGCGGUAAACCGCCGUUUUGGGGGAAAACUAAAUCCCGAAUAUUCGAUGCUGUUCGAGCCGCGAAUUUGCGAUUCCAGUCGGAUCCCUGGAAUGGAAUUUCGGAUUCCGCUAAGGAGUUGAUCCGAGGAAUGCUCGAUACGGAUCCUUCCGUUCGGUUAACCGCUCAGCAAGUUCUUGAUCAUGCAUGGACUAACGGUACGAAUGUGAUCGCUAAAUCGUUGCCAAAUCGUGGAGAAUCCGAGCUAGCGGGAAGCUCGUCGUCGGCUUCGUUAUUCAUGGCCCGGAAUGAUGACAUCAGUUUCGGGCUGGGCUCACCGAUUAUCUGCGAAACCUUCAGUUGCAAGUCGUCUUUUUCUUCGUUCCUUGUGGAGCCAGUGACGCCUUUCGUGAACUCUUGCGGGUUCUCAUUUCGUAGCAGUGGCGGGUCGUCAAACGCGCCUCUCGACUUCUGCACACCGAUCCACUCGGUUCACAGUUUUACGUUCUUUGGGCUCGGGCAGGAGACUGAAACCAGUCCUGUUGUAAGCGUAUCGGACCAGGAGACGAGAGAAGCGAAAGAGCAGAAAGCGGUUGAGGUGAAAAGGGGAGGUGGGUCUAGAAUAUGGGUGAGUUAUAACAAGCGGAACAGGACGAUUGGACUCGGAGAGUUUGAGCCGUUGGAUGUGGUGGUUGCGGAAUCGGUUAUCCGUUGGGUGUCGUGCACGCAUCUAUCGACGGCUUUGCGGUCGGAUUUUGUUUGUUGAGGGUUUGUGAAAUUUCUUCCUGAAGUUUGACUUUUUAGUUGACUUUUUAACAUCUUAACUCUCAACAUGUGUAUAUGGUUGUGUAUUUAUUUUAGGUUAAUUGAGCUAUGUGAGUCUAUUAUGAACUUUAUACGGUUUGUUA